AUGCCGAAUUGUGCCCCAAACGUAGACCGUAUUAUUGAACAGUUGCUGAAAGUUCGAAAUGCCAAAUCCACAACUCCUCGGGUUAAUUUAACAGAGGCUGAAAUUAAGUACCUAUGCAACCGAGGACGAGAGGUAUUUAUGUCGCAGCCAAUGCUUUUGGAGAUGGAAGCACCAAUCAAGAUUUGUGGGGAUAUUCAUGGCCAGUAUCGCGAUCUAUUGCGUAUCUUUGAAUGUGGAGGUUUACCUCCCCAAAGUAAUUACUUAUUCUUAGGAGACUAUGUAGAUAGGGGCAAGCAGAGCUUAGAAACGAUCUGUUUACUGCUGGCUUAUAAGAUUAAGUAUCCUGACAACUUCUUUAUUCUGCGGGGUAACCAUGAGUGUGCUAGUAUUAAUCGGAUCUAUGGGUUUUAUGAGGAGUGCAAGGAUAGGUAUACUUACAAGAUUUGGAAGCGAUUUACAGAGACGUUUAAUUGUAUGCCGGUGGCUGCUUUAGUGGACGGGAAGAUCUUCUGUAUGCACGGAGGUUUAUCUCCGGACUUGCAGUCUUUUAAUCAGAUUAGAGCGAUUCAUCGACCGACUGAUGUGCCGGAUAGUGGUUUACUAUGUGAUUUAUUAUGGAGUGAUCCGGAUGGCGGGGUGGCUAAAUGGGGAGAGAAUGAUCGCGGGAUUAGUUUUACGUUUGGGGCGCGGGUAGUGGAGGAGUUCUUGCGGAAGCACGAUUUAGACUUAAUCUGUCGGGCGCAUCAGGUGGUUGAGGAUGGGUACGAGUUCUUUGCUGGGAAGCGACUAGUAACGAUCUUUUCAGCUCCUAACUACUGUGGCGAGUUUGCUAAUUCCGGGGCGAUUAUGGAGGUGGACAAAGACCUAGUGUGCAGUUUUAGAGUGCUUAAACCCCUGGACGGGUCUGUUUAA
This is a messenger RNA of Nematocida homosporus, 912 nucleotides long. RefSeq names its product serine/threonine-protein phosphatase PP1 catalytic subunit. The record is from RefSeq and is a predicted model, not a curated record. The transcript has a single exon. Bases 1 to 912 code for a protein of 303 amino acids. NCBI's taxonomy places the organism in Eukaryota, Fungi, Microsporidia. Gene Ontology annotation, cellular component: cytoplasm; nucleus. Gene Ontology annotation, molecular function: protein serine/threonine phosphatase activity.